Zerene cesonia (dogface butterfly) is the source of this 5792-nucleotide messenger RNA. RefSeq names its product integrin alpha-PS2 (gene if). Lineage: Eukaryota; Metazoa; Arthropoda; Insecta; Lepidoptera; Pieridae. Gene Ontology annotation, cellular component: external side of plasma membrane; integrin complex. The record is from RefSeq and is a predicted model, not a curated record. Gene Ontology annotation, molecular function: integrin binding. The transcript is spliced from 28 exons. Gene Ontology annotation, biological process: cell adhesion mediated by integrin; integrin-mediated signaling pathway; cell-cell adhesion. Bases 144 to 4682 code for a protein of 1512 amino acids.
GUGUGGAACCGACAGCCGCAGCGAGCGCACGUCGCCGACCCGCGGAUUUACGAACGUAAACUCGAAACGAAACAUGAGGACGAAUUAUAUAAUUUAAUUUUAAUGUGUAUUGUGCUGUGUUGUGACUUAGUGCUUUAUUAACGAUGGCGCUCUUUUUGUGUGUAUUUGCCUGCGCCCUCGCUGGUGCCAUCGGCUUCAAUGUGGACAUCCCGUCCAGGGUGGUGUACACGGGGAACUAUCAGUCCAUGUUCGGUUUCACCGUCCAGUCCCAUGUGGAUGGUGAUAGAAAAAUGAUCCUAGUGGGAGCGCCAGAGGACGAGCCCUAUCACGUGAAUGGAGUGCGGAGGCCCGGCGCCGUCUACCGCUGCGAGCCUGGCCGAGGCUACCCGCCCGAGGACUUCGCUAACCCCCUGCAGAGUUGCAGCCUUAUGGAGUUCGACAAGAAUAGAAACAACAACGUGGACAGUUCUCAUCGCCAGAUCGACCAGAAGUCCAAUCAGUGGUUUGGUGCAACUCUCACCAGCACUGGAAGAAAUGGACCCAUUGUGGCCUGCGCUCCCCGCUACGUCUCUUUCGUGACAGCCAAGUUGAACCAGCGGGAUCCGGUGGGAUCCUGUUUCGUCGCUAAAACGCCAGAUGCGGUUGAUGUGAAUGAGUUCUCACCUUGUCGAAACUGGUUCCGCACGCAGGACGAUGCAAGUCAUGGUCAACGUAAGACAGGAGUGUGCCAAGCUGGUUUUUCAGCGGCUGUAUCAAAGGAUGGACAGAGGCUUUUUAUGGGAGCGCCUGGUAGCUUUUACUGGCAAGGGAGAACGUUAUCGCUAGAUCCUAGUGCAAGGUUCAACUACUAUAUGCCGAAGGAAGGUCAACUUAAGGUGCAGACACUAAAUCAAAGGCCAGUUUUAAUAUCAACACCUGAAGCCAGCCCGAAGUAUGAUGACUCUUACAUGGGAUAUUCUGUGACUGUUGGUGACUUCGCUGGUCAAGGUAUACAAGGAGUAGCAGUCGGUGUACCGAGAGGAUCUGAAUUAAGAGGAUUGGUCGUAUUGUAUACUUGGGAACUCCAAAACAUUAAGAAUAUCAGCGGCUCCCAGAUAGGAGCUUACUUCGGGUAUAGCUUGGCCAGUGGUGACAUUGAUGGUGAUGGAGCUGAUGAUAUUAUUGUUGGAGCUCCAAUGUUCACCAAGCCAAAGAGUGAAGGGUAUGAACAUGGCAGAGUGUACGUUAUUUACCAAGGGAAGAAUAGGUCAUUUUCAAAGAAUCAUGCAAGAACUGGCGAAGUAUCACGAGGCAGAUUUGGUCUCGCAGUCACUUCACUUGGUGACAUCAAUUACGACGGUUUUGGAGACAUAGCAGUGGGUGCCCCAUACGGUGGUGAGAACGGGCGCGGAGUAGUAUACAUCUACCACGGGAGUGAAGUGGGUAUCGGGGAGAAGUACUCCCAAGCGAUCACAGCUGAGGAGAUCAGCCCCAUGCUCACCACGUUUGGCUUCUCCUUGUCUGGGGGAGUGGACUUGGACAAUAACAACUAUACUGAUCUGGCUGUUGGCGCUUAUAAAUCGGACAGUGUUGUGUUCUUGAAAUCCCGCCCUGUUGUGAAAGUGAUGGCGGACGUGAAGUUCAUGGGUGAGAGUAAGCUGAUCUCUCUGACGGACAAGCGCUGCCGGCUCGCCAACGGCACGCAGGUUGCGUGUGCGCAGCUCAUGUUCUGCCUCACCUACAAUGGCGUUAAUGUGGACCAGCAGAUCAAUUUCGAAGUAACCUUAGACCUGGAUUCCCGCCAAAAGACCAGCAAGCGGAUGUUCCUGAUGGAGAGCAGACAAACAGUUUACAAGACGCACAUUUUGCUGACUCAGGGGCAACAGGAGUGUAAAGAAGCUAUGGUCUAUCUAGAUGAGGAGAUCCGCGACAAGCUGACGCCGCUGGAGGUGCGGCUGAGCUACGAGCUGGUGCAGGCGGCGGGCGCGCCGCCCGCGCCGCUCGUGCCGCCCGUGCUGGACCGCGCGCGCGCCGCCGCCGCCGACGCGCUGCACAUACAGAAGAACUGCGGCCCCGACAACGUGUGCGUGCCCGACCUGCGCAUGGCCGUCACCACGCCCGUGGUGAAGUACGUGCUGGGGUCGGGCGCGGACGUGCCGCUGGAGGUGCGCGUGGACAACGCGGCGGAGGACGCGUUCGAGGCCGCCUUCUUCCUGCGCCUGCCGCCCGGCGUUACCUAUGCGCGGAUGGAGCGCCUCGAUACUGAUCAUGCGGACACACAACCAAUCUACUGCUCGAUAAAGAAACACGACAACGAUGGCAACACAACCCUUAAAUGCGAUCUUGGAAACCCAAUGGCUACUGGUGAAAGUGCAAGCUUUCGCGUGAUCCUGGAGGUGGACUCCCACGUGACGUCGCUGGACUUCGACAUGGAGGUGAACUCUACCAACCCUGAGCAGGGCACCGACUUUGACAACGUGAGGCAUCUGCCCAUUGGUGUUGUGAUCAAGGCCGAGCUCUCUGUCAUCGGUACAUCAGAUCCACCGGAGCUCCAUUACAACGCAUCGCUGUACGACUCGCAAAACCUAAAAGACGACACCAAGCUCGGGCCUCAAGUGAUUCAUAAGUACAACAUCAAGAACGAGGGCCCCUUCACUGUGGACGAGGCGGAAAUAUACAUCAUGUGGCCCUAUCAGACCCUCACUGGCGAGAACCUGGUGUACAUGCUGGUGCAGCCGCAGUGGGUGGGCGCGCUGCAGUGCGACGCGGCGCGCCACGUCAACCCCGACAACCUGUUCGUGCAGAACCCCUACGCCUUCCUGCUCGCCAAGGAGAAAGAAGCUAUGAUGAGCAGUGACUUGUAUUCCGCCGCUCAGGUGGGUGGUGCUGGAACCUACUAUGGACAGAAAUACUGGGAAGAAAAUUAUUCAAGCGGCACUGGCGGAUAUCAAACAGGCGGCGCUCAAGCGGGUGGUGCUCAAUUUGGUGCAGCCGGUGGCCAAUUUUCUAGUCAAGGACAGGCCAGUCAAAGUGGUCAUUACGGUCAAUCUGCAAGUCAAGGUGGUCAAUUUAGUCAGAGUAGUGGCCACGCUAGUCAAGGUGGCAAAUUCAGUGAAAGUGGUAGUCAAUUCAGUCAGAGUGGUGGCCAAUUUAGUCAGAGUGGAGGUCAAGCUAGUCACGGCAGUCAAUUCAGCCAAAGCGGAAUGUCUAGUGGUCACGUUGGUGGUAGCUCUGGAUCAGUGGGCGGUCAAGGAGGAAUACACACCUACAAUCGUACCUGGACUAGUCAGGAUACCCUGACCGCAGAAGAAAGGGAAGCAUUAAGAAAAAAUUUGGAAGUGCUAGCUAAAAACUCCAAUUAUCAAACUGGCCGCGGUUUUAAUCAAGGAUCACAAAGUGAAAAUCACUUUUAUCAGAGUCAGGGUCAGGGUCAGAGUCAAGGACAGGGGAAUUAUGGAAGCGUGAACUACGGACAAUCACAAGGAGGAUACCAAAGCCAGGGUAAUUACCAGGGCCAAGGUGGAUAUGGACAGAAAGUCUAUGUGUCUGGUGGACAAGGACUUGAAGGUGCGGAUGGUCGCAUAGUGCGGGUGAAGAACCGAACUGUGAUCUACGAUUCGAACCACAACAUUAUCUCUCAGACUGAAACAAGCACGGAGUACGGAUCGCUGGGCCAUGAGGGUGAAGCUGGUAGCUCGUUUAAUACCUACCUCAACAACCAAGGAAGUAACUCUGGUUCCUCGCAAGGCUUCAUCCACGGCUCGUGGGCGACCACGGAAACUGUCAACCCCAAUAUCAUGAACGUUGGCUCUGCGUCGUUUGGGGGUGGCUCUGACGUCACAGUAGUGGGAGACGAAGAAGAGGACAAACUCGAAGGUUUCGGAGCGUACGCUGCUCAGAGCUCUAACAACGAAUUUAAAGUAGGAAUGGCUGAUGUGACCGGUGCUGUUAACUCCGGAAGACAGGGCCAAGGAUUCCAAAGCGGGCAGAGCUUCCAAAGUGGGCGUGGGUACCAAAGUGGGAGUGUCCAAAGUGGAGCCCAGGGUAGUGGCUUCCAGAGUGGAGGGUACCAGGGCGGUUACCAAGGAAACGUGGCUGGUGGUGCUUAUGGAUCUAGCGGAGGAUACUCGUAUUCAUCGAGAUCAGGUGGACAUUCUUACUCCCGCUCGGGUGGUAGUUUCAGUUCAUCGUCCGAACAACGACAUGAGAGCACGCGGCGCCGGCGCCAAGAUGAGGUGGACCCGUCGCUGAUGGAGAUGCUGCGGCGCUGCGAGGAGAAGUACAAGUGCGAGGUGGUGCGCUGCCGCACCGGCCGCCUGCUCAAGGGGCAGGAGGUGUGGGUCGCGCUGCGGGCCAGGAUCAACGCCACUGUGCUUAAUGAGAUAUCCGCGGAGCACGCGGUGAAGCUGUCGACGCUGGCGGCGGCGCGCGUGUCGCGGCUGGCGCUGGGCGGCGCGGGGGCGGGUGCGGGCGGGGGGGCGCGCGCGUGGCGCACGGGCGAGGCGCACACGGUGGUGUCGCCGCGGCUGGAGCGCGCGGGCGGCGCCGUGCCGCUGUGGGUGAUCGUGCUGGCCGCCGUGCUCGGCGCGCUGCUGCUGCUGCUGCUCGUGCUCGCGCUCUACAAGUGUGGCUUCUUCAAACGCAACCGACCCUCAGACCACGCCGAGCGCCAGCCGCUGAACGGUCGCGACGAGCAUCUCUGAUAUCCGACCACCGAUCUCGGCCUCGCCACCGACGCCGCCACUACCGACACGCGCGACACGACCGACACGCGUGACACUAGCGACUCUUCCGUUUCCGACAGACACGGCUCGUACAGCUCGUCCACCGACGCGGCGAGUGACGUUACCAGCCACGACACCACCAGCAUCGACCGCUACUGACAGAAACCCAUUAUUAUCAAAUUCUAAGUGCAAAGUGACGGUAUUACAAGUACAAUCAAACAAUACAAACGAAAUUGUGAACGUUUUAAUAAAAAAAACUCCUUAAAAGUAAAGGUAGCUUUCUGCCUCAUAUUUAUAAGAAAUCAAGUAGGAUUCGCCAAUUUUCACAUAGAAUUGAGUAAAUGUAGACGUCGCACAAAAUUAUAUUUUCGAGUCGCCCACGUCGGUGUGUCUCUGUACAAUAAUUCGAUUAGAUUAUGUAAAUAAUUAUAAUAAUAAAAAAAAUCCUUAAAUAUUUUUAAUUUAAAAAUAUUUUAAGGGACGAUAAAUAUUUAAAAAUGAUACUAACUUAACUAGUCACGAAUAGAUGAUCACGCGGUAUCCACGUGGGUUCGGCAUGUGUUGAAUUAUGUGAUCUAUGUUGUAAUGUUUAGGUGUAUUUUUGCUUGACGCUGGAUUUUGAAUGUCGUUUUUAUAAAUAACUAUAUGAAACGAACUCUAUAUUUAAAUAAAACGAUAUUUUUUCAUUGCCUGUUGAUAAUAGAAUAUAAUUAAUUAAAUAAAUAAUAGUUAAAUAUACACUUUUAAACGGGGUUUCAUUUCAUUAUUAAAAACGAGCGCAUAUGAAAUAUGCAAGCUAUCGCUUUCUCACUCUAACACAUUAACAUGAACCCUUGAAAGAGCGAGAUGGGAGCAUCGAGCUAACCUCUAUUAACACUAUUAUCAUCAAGCAAUGAAAAAACUAGUUUUCCAAUAAUAUAAAUUUAUAUGUAUAUUAAUAGAAUUAUUCAUGUAAAAGUAACUUUUUGGAAGGCAUUUUAAUUAAAUUUUCGUCGUUGGCUCUGCAAUGUAUUAUUUAUAAUUUUUUUUUAGGAGGGCAAUUUAUUUACUUAUUUAUAUGAAAAAUGUAAUUUCAUUCGAGAAAUAUUU